CCCGCCCCCGCCAUGCUUCCGUGGCCGGUGCCCCCGUGAGAGGCGAGCGGUGUUGCCGGCGGCCAUGCGGGUCCUGGCAGGCUGGGCCGUGCUGGUGGCGUUGGGAGAGUGGCUGUGGGCCGGUGGGGAGGUGCCGCUGGGGGACUUCUACCCCUUCGGGCCGGCCCAGGGCGACGCCGCCACGCGGAAGCAGGACGACGGUGGCUCCGAGCUCCGGCCGCUCUCCAUCCCCUUCCCCUUCUUUGGUGCGGGGCACACCGGCCUCUAUGUAAAUAACAAUGGGAUCAUCUCAUUCCUGAAGGAGGUCUCCCAGUUCACGCCGGUGGCCUUCCCCAUCUCCAAGGACCGGCGUGUGGUUGCUGCUUUCUGGGCGGAUGUGGAUAAUCGGCGGGCGGGAGAAAUAUAUUACCGGGAGAGCACGGAGCAGCCCAUCCUGGAGAGAGCGAGCAGGGACAUUGCCCAGUAUUUCCCUGAGUUCCCAGGGUUUUCUGCACAGUGGGUCUUCAUUGCAACCUGGUACCGAGUCACCUUCUUCGGGGGCAGCUCCUUUUCACCAGUAAACACUUUCCAGAUUGUCCUCAUCACGGAUGGCAAGCUUUCCUUCACCAUCUUUAACUAUGAGUCCAUCACCUGGACCACGGGUAUGCACGCCAGCAGUGGGGGGGACUUUGCUGGGCUCGGUGGCAUCGCGGCACAGGCAGGUUUUAACGCUGGUGAUGGAAAACGCUACUUCAACAUCCCCGGAUCCCGCACCGAUGACAUCGCUGACGUGGAGAUGACGACAAAUGUGGGUAUCCCCGGGCGCUGGGUGUUCAGAAUCGAUGAUGCCCAGGUGCAAGUGGGGGGCUGCAGCAAUACAACCUCUGUCUGCCUGACACUGCGGCCCUGCCUGAAUGGGGGGAAGUGUAUCGAGGACUGCAUCACAGGGAACCCCUCCUACACCUGCUCCUGCCUGGCCGGUUUUACUGGGAAGAGGUGCCACGUUGAUGUGGAUGAGUGCCUCUCCCAGCCAUGUCAGAACGGAGCCACCUGCCUCAACGGUGCCGGCAGGUUCACCUGCAGGUGCCCACCAGGCUUCAGAGGCAACAACUGCGAGACUGAAUCACCAUGUGAGAACAAGGUGUGCCAGAACGGUGGGAGUUGCCAGGUGGUGAACAGGACAGCAGUGUGCUUGUGCCAGUCGGGGUACACAGGGGUGGACUGCCAAACAGAGGUGAACGAAUGUGAGUCCAGCCCAUGCCUGAACGGCGGGCACUGCAUUGACCUGGUCGAUAACUACACCUGUGUGUGCCUGGAGCCCUAUGUGGGACAGCGCUGCGAGACAGAUUCAUCUUCCUGCGAGGACCGGAGUUGCCAGAACCGGCAGACGUGCAACUACAUCCGCCCUGGCCGCUAUAUCUGCACCUGCUCCCCGGGUUAUUACGGCAGCAACUGCCAGUAUGGUGGGCCCCGCGUGCCUGGUGCCUGUCUCUCCCACCCGUGCCAAAACGCAGGCAGCUGUCUGGAGACAGAGCAGGGCUAUGUCUGUGAGUGCCAGGAGGGCUACACUGGACAGGACUGUCGAGACCAGCUCUCUGAGGGCUGUGAGUGUCGUAAUGGGGGCAGUUGUCUGGAGGGAAAUGUCACCGUCUGCCAGUGCCUUCCUGGGUAUUUUGGUCUCCUCUGUGAAUUCGAAGUCACCACGACGCCGUGCAACAUGAACACGCAGUGCCCGGACGGUGGGUACUGCAUGGAGUACGGCGGGAGCUACCUCUGUGUCUGCCACACCAACUACGGCACCAACCACACGAUGCCGUCCCCCUGCGACUCAGAGCCCUGCUUGAAUGGGGGGUCCUGCAAGGUUCAUGAUGACUCGUACGUCUGCGAGUGUCCUCAAGACUUCCUCGGCAUGCACUGCGAGAAAGCCAAGCCUCGGCUCUGCAGCGCGGGGCCCUGCCGCAACGGGGGCACCUGCAGGGAGGCGGAUGGCGAGUACCACUGCACCUGCCCCUACCGCUUCACCGGCAAGCACUGCGAGAUCGGUAAGCCGGACCCCUGCGCGUCGGGGCCCUGCCAGAACGGAGGCACCUGUUUCCACUACAUCGGCAAGUACAAGUGUGACUGUCCCCCAGGAUACACCGGCCGGCACUGCGAGAUGGUGCCCUCCCCUUGCUUUCUUAGCCCCUGCCAGAAUGGGGCUACCUGCGAGGACCUUGGCGGGGGCUAUGCUUGCACCUGCUCCGUGGGCUAUGUAGGGAAGCGCUGCCAGUUUGAGGUCGACUGUGGCAUCCCCAGUGAGGUGAAGCAUGCCCAGGCUUCUUUCAACUCCACCAAGGUGGGUGCACUGGCUGAAUACCAGUGUGAGCCGGGCUACAUCCUCAGCCAGCACAACCAUCCCCGUGUCUGCCGUGUGCCGGGUGUCUGGAGCGACCCCCCCGAAUGUGACGAGAUCGACGAGUGCCAGUCGCAGCCCUGCCUGAAUGGUGGCCAGUGCAAGGAUCGUGUCUCUGCCUUCCUGUGCUUGUGUGAGCCAGGUUACACUGGCUACCACUGCGAGCUGGAUGUUGAUGAGUGCCAGUCGGAGCCCUGCAAGAACAGUGGGACCUGCCAAGACCUCCCCGGGUCCUUUGCUUGCUACUGUCCUGAGGGCUUCCUGGGGACCCAGUGCGAGACAGAAGUGGAUGCCUGUGAGUCAGACCCUUGCCGAAACGGAGGGGAGUGUGAGAGCUACGGGGGCUCCUACCUCUGUGUGUGCCCAGAGGGUUUCUUCGGCUACCACUGUGAGACAGCCAGUGACCCGUGCUUCUCCAGCCCCUGUGGGAGCAGAGGCUACUGCCUGCCCAGCAAUGGCACCCACAGCUGCACCUGCAAAGUCAGCUACACAGGCAAGAACUGCGAAAAAGAAUUGCUGCCACCAACCUCAUUAAAGGUGGAAAGGGUGGAGGACACUGGUGUGUUGAUUUCUUGGCACCCACCUGAGGACGCAGCUGCCAGGCAACUCAUUGACGGCUACGCCGUGACGUACGUAUCCCUCGACGGCUCUUACCGCAGGACAGAUUUUGUGGACCGAAGUCGUUCUGCCCACCAAUUGCGGGCACUAACCUCCGGCAGAGCCUACAAUAUUUCUGUCUUUUCAGUCAAACGCAACGUGAACAACAAGAAUGAUAUCAGCAGGCCCGUCAUGCUCACCACGCGCACUAGACCGCGUCCGGUGGAAGGCUUUGAGAUCACGAAUGUCACUGCCAGCGCCAUCACGGUGCAAUGGGCUCUCCACCGACUCCAGCAUUCCACUGUCAGUAGGGUGAGGGUCUCCAUCCGCCAGAUGGGGGACCUGGCAGGCCGCACCGUGGAGCUGAACAGCAGCGUGGCCAAGUACACCUUCCUGGACCUGCAACCAGGAGAGAGAUAUAUCAUCCAUGUCACAACGCUGAGCGGCCUGGGAGUGGAAGACCACCCCUCCGAGAGCCUGGCCACAGCCCCUUUUCAUGUGUGGACAAGGCCUCUCCCCCCACAAAACCUCACCGCCUCCCACGUCACCGCCACCUCUGUGUCCAUGGCGUGGGAGCAGCCGCCCGUUGGCACCAUGGAGGGGUACAUCAUCAACGUCACCACGGCCCAGAGCGUCAAGAGCCGCUACGUGCCCAACGGGAAACUCGUGUCCUACACGGUGCGGGACCUGCUGCCUGGGCAGCGCUACCACCUGUCCUUGACAGCUGUGCAGAACACGGAGCAGGGCCAGGUGCACAGCGAGCCCAUCCACCUCUACGUCACCACCUUGCAGAGGGAUGGAGCUCCAGAGAGACGGUGGAGCCAAGCUGGGCACCCCCGGGUACUGCGCAACAGGCUGCCCCCAGCUUUCCUGCCCGAGCUCCGCCUGCUGGCAGAUCAUGACACAGCUGAGGAGCCCUCGCCAGCCCCCAGGUUCACGGAGCUGGUGGAUGGCAGAGGGAGGAUCAGCGCCAGGUUUGGCACUGCGCUGGGAAAACCCAUCACUCUGAAGACACAGCCAGAGGCUCCAGUGAAGCUGGAGAACACAGAGGUGUCCAGCUGGGACAGUCUGGCACUGCAGCUGCGUGAGGCAAAGAGCAAGAGAGAGGGGCAGAACUGCUCCAAGAAUCCCUGCAGGAAUGGAGGCACCUGUACCCGAGAGGACGAGUCCUACCACUGUGCCUGCCGCCCAGGCUUCAAGGGCCGGGUCUGCCAGCUGGGUCCAGGAGAGUCUACAAGGUACACCAGGACAUCUGCUACAAGGAGAGCUGUGAGAGCACCGCUUCUGAGAGGACGAGCAGCAGGUACAGCCCGCAGCAGCACACUGAAUGCGCUGUCCUGUGAUGCUGCACAGGAGGAUGUGGCUGGUGGUGUGCCCCGUGGGGACACCCAGGCUGGGGCUGGGCUGCUGGAGGGGCGCAGACACGACCAAGGCUGCCAGUGCCUUGUGCUUGCCUGUGAGCAAUGGCCAGGGCGCUUGGGGCUGACAGCGCUGUCCUCCCUUCUCUUCCAGAAAGCCAAGCAACAGUCACACACUGAAGAAGCCGUAGAAGUAAGUACCUGCUGCAGCCCUCCUCAGGGGCAGGCAGGGGCAGUUCUGCAGGGAGUCGGGGAGAUGGGUGCAGGCCAGGGCACAACCCUGGUCACGCCGCCGUGUCGAGGGGGUGGGAGGGUUAUGGCUGAGGACUCCUGGUUGUGGCUGGGGUAGAGAAGCAGGAGACAAUGCUCUGCUUCCCCCUGGCUCUGCAGCUCCAUGAACAAGAGAUCCCUGCACAGAAAGGGCCGGGCAAAGGCUGGAGUCCUGGUCCAGCAGGUCCUCUCCUCUCUGGUGCACAGGGUGGGAAGAGGCCAGCUGUGGGGCACCUGACAGACUCUGCACACCAGCUCAUUUUACUCCUGCUCCUCCACAGGGUUUGAAACAGUAGAAGCUUCGUCUUUCCACAUCUAAAGGGCUUUUUGAACACCAGGAAGAUCAGAUCUGCUCACUGGGUUGAACACAGCAGGGGAGCCUUCCUGCCUGGUGUCAACCUCUCCCUCUCCUCCAGCCCAUUAGGGACACGCAGCUGGAUCAGCACACUGAGUAGUGCUCCCUUUCCCCCUGCUGGCCCAGCACUGCCUUUGCUGGCCCCCUCUCUGCCUCUGAGGAGCUGAGCACCAGUGCCCCUUGAGGGGGCCAGCCCUGCUCAGCUCCCCCAGCCACUCUGCACAAGCGACGGGCUCCCUGCAUCACUCAGGGAUCAGCCCAGCUCCUUGCCAACAGCUUCUGCACCAAUCUGUUCUCGUAAUCCAAGGUUAUAAAUUACCUAUAACCCUCAAAUAAAACAGUUUAAUGCAGACCAAAAAGCCUUAGCCAUCACCUGAAAUCUGGCCUCCAAAAAUACGCUCUGAGGAGCAGCCUCUGUAGAUGAGUUAGAAAUGGUGAGCAGCUCCGAGUGGUGAGGCCAGCACGGGCAGUAGAGGAGCAUUCCUGUUUCCUCUGCUCUGGCAGGGGCAACUGAGGCAGCUUCUACUGCCUGCCUUUUUUCUUUGCUUUGUAAACAAGCCCUGGUUUUAACCAAAUUUCCAGCUCAGAAACCGAUAGAGCACCCAAAAAGAAUUUUAAGUGCGAUCUGUAGGGUGAAGGCUGUCAGCUGAGGCAUGCCACCACACUUGUCGUUGCCUCCACAGCGGUGCAGGGCACAGCAGAGGCUUGGCGAGGGAGCCAGCCCCGCAUGCCAUCCCCUGGCACUGCACCCCGAGUUUGCCUUCCCUGUGGCACCAGUGCUGCAGGGUGGUGUGGAGGAGAGGACCAGCAGCCAGCACUGCGGCAGGGCAGGCAAGGAAAGAACAAGUGUAGCUUAGAAACGUUGCUAGUUUUUGUGAGUUUGUAUGACAACACUAGUUAAACAUAGAUUUGUGUAUUAAAGUACACGGUGUAUAUUAUAAAUUAACACAUACCAGAGAUAUAUCGCAGUUAUGGUAUAGAGCGUCACGGCCCCAGCACAGUGGGGUUAUUCUGGGGGGGAGGCUCUCCCCUCCUGCCGAGCAGCACACAGCUCUCUUGCUCAGCCACGUGUCUCAAGCAGCAGCGUGGAGGAUGCUCGCAGAGCAGGACAGCCCCAGGAGUUUCAGCGCUCCUGCUGCCAGCCUAUUCCUCCUGGGAGCAGUGUAACAAUGCUCAGGCUGGAGGCACAGCUGCAGAGGUUGGGGACAGGGACAAUGUGAAGCCACAAGCAGCUCCCCUCCUAGGUUUGAUCCCACAGGACAGACGUGCCUUGUUUCCCUCCAAGGCUGCCUGGUUCUGUUCCAGCUGCUGGGCAAGCAUAGCAGCCCUGCCUCCCCAGGGCAGGAGAAAAAGCCAACCCUCCCUAGCAGGAAGAGCAGGGCAAGGGGAAACCCAGACAGGAGGGUUUGGAGCUGUGGGCUGGAAGUAUUUGCACCCCUGCUCUGUCAGCCACGAGAUCAACACUGGCAUGGUCUGUGGAGGUGGAGGUGGCCCUGCCAUGGGAAAGUUCUGUUUCCACAGGACCUGGUCCCACUGCCAGCCAGCAGAGCAGCCCACAGCCUCCUGUCCCACAGCUGGCUCAGUAUGUAAUGCAGCCAGAAGGUUUUAACCUAGUCUUGGAAAUAAAUUAGGAGGUUUUGUUUGAUUUUUUUUAAUAAAAACACUUUAUGGAA
Molecule: messenger RNA, 6624 nt
Organism: Hirundo rustica (Barn swallow)
Lineage: Eukaryota; Metazoa; Chordata; Aves; Passeriformes; Hirundinidae
Gene: SNED1
Product: sushi, nidogen and EGF like domains 1
Exons: 30
Coding region: 65-4675 (1536 amino acids)
Biological process (GO): cell-matrix adhesion; establishment or maintenance of epithelial cell apical/basal polarity; heterophilic cell-cell adhesion
Cellular component (GO): protein-containing complex; plasma membrane
Molecular function (GO): protein binding; calcium ion binding
Source: RefSeq, a predicted model, not a curated record